Molecule: messenger RNA, 1710 nt
Organism: Rotaria sp. Silwood2
Lineage: Eukaryota; Metazoa; Rotifera; Eurotatoria; Philodinida; Philodinidae
Source: the annotation of a GenBank genome assembly
AUGGCAAUGUCAAUAUCAUUGAUCUUUUUAUUAAUUAGCUGCUGCUAUGCAGCUGAGAAAUUAUCUCAAUACAACGUUGAUCCUAGUGAGACGUCAGUCUCGGGUAUAUCUUCUGGUGCAUACUUUGCUACUCAAUUACAAGUCGCAUUUUCAGCGUCCAUAAAAGGUGCUGGAAUAAUAGCAGGCGGUCCAUAUGACUGUGGAGCUCAAAUGAGUUACACAAGUUGUAUGUACACGAGUACUCCACCUAUAGCUACGUCUAUUUCAAACACAAAGGCAUGGAGUGGUAAUAAAAUCGAUAACAUUGAUAAUCUUACAAAGCACAGAGUUUAUAUGAUUUCUGGCACUUCAGACUCAACUGUUGGUGCGUCUGUAAUGAAUCAGUUAUAUAAAUAUUAUGUGACCGAUGGUCAAUUCAUUCCAAGUGCAAAUGUUGUAUUUAAAAAGGACUUGAAAUCGGCACAUACUUUUCCAACUGAUUUUGACAGUGCUGGUAAUAAUGGUUGUGGAUCCACGAGCAGUCCUUAUAUAAGUAACUGCAAUUUUGAUGGAGCAGGAGCUAUACUCAAACAUAUUUACGGUUCUUUGAAACCAAGAAAUGAUGGAGUGCUCAGUGGAAAAUUUAUUGAAUUUAAUCAAGCAGAGUUUCUAACUAAUUCAAAAAGUUAUGGCAUGGACGAUACGGCGUGGAUUUAUGUGCCUAAGAACUGUGCUGAUGGACAAAACUGUAAAUUACAUAUAGCCUAUCACGGUUGCGUACAAGGCUACGAAAAAGUUGGUGAUAAGUUCGUCAAAAAUACAGGUUACAAUCGUUGGGCCGAUACCAAUAAUAUCAUAGUUUUGUACCCACAAGCAGUAGCUACAACUUUGAAAAGUAUAGAAAGUAAAGCAACACUUCCCAACUCAAAUGGAUGUUGGGACUGGAUUGGAUGGUAUGGUAGUGAUUUUAACGUCAAAAGUGGUAAACAAUCGACCGCUAUGAAAAAAAUGAUUGAUCGUAUAACGGGUGGUUUCAAUCCAAUCGAUGCGCCCACAAGUCUUGAGGUCACCAGUACUACAGACAAUUCAGUCUCUCUUGCGUGGAGACAAGUUUCAAGUGUGAGUGGUUAUAAUGUUUAUAGAAAUGGUGGUAAAGCCAACAGCGGACUAAUCAGUGGCACCACGUUUACAGACAAUACUUUGAAUUCUGGUACAACUUAUACAUAUACUGUAAAAGCUGUCUCAUUGACAGGUGCUGAAAGUACAUCUUCAAAUUUGGUAAAUGUCAAAACAACAGGUGAACCACCAGCUAUAGAAACACCAAAAGGCUUAACAGUUACUAGUGUUACUUCUAAUUCUAUUACUUUACAGUGGGAACCAGCUUCAGGUGCACACAAAUACAAUGUUUAUCGUAAUGGAAAUAAAGUGGAAGUUAUUAGCAUUACAUCGUACACAGAUACUGGCUUGAAUUCUGCAACUGAUUACUUAUAUCAAGUCUCAACAGUAAACGGCGUACAAGAAAGCUCAAAGUCUGACGAGAUCAAAGCCACAACACAUACUGAGAAGAUUUGUUUCAAUGACAAUAAUUAUAAUCAUGUAGCUGCUGGAAGAGCUUAUCAUAGUUUAGGCUAUACGUUGGCUAUUGGUUCAAACCAAAAUAUGGGUCUAUAUAAUAUUCUUCAGAAAACAAAUCUCUGUAAGACAAAAGAAAACUAUUACGUUAUCGAAUAA